AUGGCAGUGCUCCCCUACUGGCAUCGAUACUACGUCUGUCAACGUGUGCUAUUGCCGUCAGAAGAGCUGAUCGAGCGCAAGCUGAGUGUUGCUGGACUGACUCUCUUCCUUGUCAAGCGUGACAAGAAGGUCUCGGAAGCUGCUACCACUUCGGAAGAGGGCAACACGACAACGACGCGGAGAUUCGAGUUGUCGAAAAGUCGCAAUGGACUGCCCACGUUGAACCGAAGUGCGUUCGAGCGCAGUCUCAAUCGAAGCGCUUUCGAGGCGAACGGGUACGCAAAUGGCGGCGGCAUGGACCGAAGUUUCAACCGCAGCGACGUCGAGCGCAGUUUCAACCGCAGCGGCCUCGAAGCGAGCUUUGGGCAGAGUGGGUUCGACCACAAGUUUGAGCAAAGUGGGUCCGAGUCGAACCUCAGUGCCAGUCGCAGUGGACUGGACAAGAGCUUCUCGCACAGUCAAUUGAAUCAGAGCCUGCAGCUCGUGGACGGUCAGGCGUCCAUGAUCGCAAUGCUCGGGCGCGUGGAGAACCCAAUGAUGGGCUCUGUGGUGAUCAUGAACCGCGUCGACUCGGCGGCAGAUAGCCUUCGGCUGCGCAAAGAGGAAGCGGAACGUCAAGGCUGCGAGAGUGUGAUUCCGUUCCCAGCUUUGACGCGGCGCUUCGAAGUGAAUCUGCUGUCGCAACGACACAUUGGACUGCUCGUGUCGACUGGGUUUGCCGGUAUUAUGCUCACGUGUUUGUCCCGGGGCGUGCUCCCGCUGCUGAAACAGGAGCUGGGGAUGCAGGCGCAUCAAGCCGACGCUGCGGCCGUGCUGAUCCAACUUCCGUGGUCCUACAGCUUCAUUUGGGGCUUCAUCUCGGACGCAGUGCCGAUUCUCGACUCCCGCCGCAAGGCGUACAUGAUCCUCGCGUGGAUGAUGACCAUGCUCGCGUGCUUUUCCAUGGCUCUGCUGGACCAAUUCGUCUCGUACCGAGCGAUGGACAAUGACGAGACGUCUGCCGACGUGUUACGGCAUGCUGCUUCGCUCAUGGACGUCUACGUCGUGUUGCUCAUGUUGGCGAACUUUGGUUGCAUCGUGGCGCUCGUGAUCGGCGAGACGUAUGUGAUUGCCCAAACGCGUCGGGAACGCCUGACUGUUCGUGGCGGGACGCUUGGCACGCUGCUGAUGGCCCAGUAUGCAGGUCAGUUCUUCGGCCAAGUGAUUGCCAACUACGCGAUCUUCCAGAUCUCGGAUGCCGGGGCGACGGCUAAGGUCACGUUGCGACAGACUAUGCUGUUCUUCGUGUUCUACACGAUCGUGCCGCUCAUCGGACUGUGCACGUGCUUUUACGAGAAGGGCGACCCACCGGCGAUCAAUGCAGCGCGCGAUCGAUACAACCGGGCCACCAUUGGCGACACGGCAACGUCCGUGUCCGAGCUCCAGCGAGCGUACAUUACGGCAUCGAACUUCUUCCAGCGCUUGUUGCUGGCUAUCCGUGGCCACUGGAUUCGCCUGCGCAGUGCGCUGGGCAAAGAGUCGACGUCGCGGGUCAUCCGGUUCUUGAUUGGGUUCAUCCUCAUGGCCGAGUUCUCGCUCACGUAUCCGAUCCAUCGCCUCGAGCAGUGGUGUGGCAUGACGGCCAAAGCUGCAGCAACGCGCAGCAGCAUGUCGGAAGUGUUUUCAAUGCUGCCCGUGAUCGUGUGGAAAUACUUCUUGCUGAAUCACGACUGGCGCUGGUGCAUGUUCUCGAGCUUUAUCAUUGUCACGCUAACCCCUCAGCUCGUCUACUACCUCAUGGCCACGCUGCACCCGGCAUCCCGGAACGUCGAUGUCUACGCAGUCGUGUCGGCGCUCACGUCUUUUUUUCGCAGUGGCAUUGUGAUCUUGGAACUUGCUGUCACGGCUGAAAUCGCUCCUGUAGGUGGCGAAGGCGCGUUUGUCGGCAUUGUCGUGUCGAUCGCUUCGAGUAUGCGGCUCAUGUCGAACACUGUCUCGAACUCGAUUGGGUUUAUGUUUGAAGGUGUCGAGCACUCGGUCAGCAGCAGGUCCGACCCCGACAGGAUGCAAGUGGCGUUUGCUUUGGCACUGUCGCACAUCAUUCGAGCCCUCGGGCUCGUGGCGCUGGUGUUUUUGCCAAAGCAGAAGCGAGAUCUCCAGCGUCUGCAUCGGUAUGGCGACAAAAACAAUCGAUGCACAACGUGGUGGAUCCUCGCAUGCCUCGCUGUGGCUUUCGUUGUGAGCACGGUGUUUAACGGAUUGGCCAUUGCAUCGUCAACGUCUUGCUUGACAAUUGUUGGCGGCAGUGGCUGCUAG
Hyaloperonospora brassicae is the source of this 2295-nucleotide messenger RNA. Lineage: Eukaryota; Oomycota; Peronosporomycetes; Peronosporales; Peronosporaceae. The record is from the annotation of a GenBank genome assembly.